This is a messenger RNA of Lampris incognitus (smalleye Pacific opah), 900 nucleotides long. Its product is annotated as nucleoside diphosphate kinase-like. The record is from RefSeq and is a predicted model, not a curated record. Gene Ontology annotation, molecular function: nucleoside diphosphate kinase activity. Gene Ontology annotation, biological process: CTP biosynthetic process; GTP biosynthetic process; UTP biosynthetic process. Lineage: Eukaryota; Metazoa; Chordata; Actinopteri; Lampriformes; Lampridae. The transcript has 5 exons. Bases 134 to 592 code for a protein of 152 amino acids.
GCGGACCCGGCUGGGGAAACUGUCCCCGCCUCCAAGUAUAUAAACCCGCCGCGCACCCUCGGUGGGUCUUCUUACCGCGUCAGCUGGACGAGCUGCUGCCCGCGACGAGACCGGAGGUUCAUUGUUUAGAGUCAUGGCUGCCAACGGAGAACGUACCUUCAUUGCCAUCAAGCCCGAUGGUGUUCAGAGGGGGCUUGUUGGAGAGAUCAUCAAAAGGUUCGAGGUGAAAGGCUUCAAACUCGUCGGCAUGAGGAUGAUUCACGCCUCUGUAGACCACCUGAAGCAGCAUUACGCUGACCUGAAGGAUAGGCCCUUCUUCGCUGACCUUGUCAGCUACAUGAACUCUGGCCCAGUGGUUGCCAUGGUAUGGGAAGGAAAGAAUGCAGUGAAAACUGGCAGAGUCAUGUUGGGUGAGACUGACCCUGCUAAAUCCAACCCAGGCACCAUCAGGGGAGACUUCUGCAUUGAUGUUGGCAGAAAUAUCAUCCAUGGCAGUGACUCUGUAGAUAGUGCCAACCAGGAAAUUGCUCUGUGGUUCAAGCCUGAGGAGCUUGUCAGCUACACUAGCUGUGCCCACAGCUGGAUCUACUAAACGGUUCCUGGACCUGCUGUCAGCCUCAGAUACUGAUGAGCGAUCAUUUGACUUGCCUCGUUCCUUUUCCAAAAUGUAGGAUAAAGGGAGGAGAAGUGAAGAUAUCUUUGACCUGCAUUCCUCAUCUCUACUCCUCAUACUGUACCCAUGGUCUCUAGGGAGAUGAAGUGUACCCGUAUUCCUGGUUCCAUUCCUGAAUUUCAUUCCCUAUGAACAUUCCAUUCACAACCAUGAACAACUUAAAUUCAUGUGGACAACCAUUUUUGUUUAAACGGUGAUCAAAGUUUCCAAUAAAAUGCACAAUCCCA